Messenger RNA from Homalodisca vitripennis (glassy-winged sharpshooter), 2515 nucleotides. RefSeq names its product facilitated trehalose transporter Tret1-2 homolog. Gene Ontology annotation, molecular function: transmembrane transporter activity. NCBI's taxonomy places the organism in Eukaryota, Metazoa, Arthropoda, Insecta, Hemiptera, Cicadellidae. Gene Ontology annotation, biological process: transmembrane transport. Gene Ontology annotation, cellular component: membrane. The record is from RefSeq and is a predicted model, not a curated record. The transcript has 10 exons. Bases 1 to 1797 code for a protein of 598 amino acids.
AUGACACUUGAAUGGCUCUUCACCUUCGUGUGGGCUACACAAGCACCAAGACGUGGCGUGACUGUCGAACACACGGCUCCCUGGGCUGACAGCCAUCGUGUGUGUUUGUGCAGGCCGCAGACGAAGAAUGAAGAGAACGAGAAGUGGUUGCGAGAUCCUCGGGAUGGGGCCGUCAUCAUCGCCCAGCACUCGGCGAGGCUCCAGGGGCAGGUGGCGCCCCGAGCCGUGCCUGAGGGCAUCGGUAGUUUCGGUUCGGCCAUCGACAUGGGCACCAGUUACUUCGACAUCAGCUUCAAGCCCACAGAGGAAGUCACCCACUACACCGUCUGGCCUCAGAUGCUUGCGUGCCUCUCUGCCAUCUCAUACCACUUCCCAGUCGGCGCCGUUGUAGCUUUCUCUGCAAUCCUGAUUCCUCAACUUGAAGCGGCCGACUCGGAUUUCAAAGUAACUAAGACGGAUACGUCUUGGAUAGCAAGUUUGGUGGUGUUGGUGGUACCAGUGGGGGCCCUCAUAACGGGUUACUUGGUGGACAGGAUUGGGCGGCUGAACACCAUCAAGGUGGGAGCGAUACCAUUCGUCAUCGGCUGGGUCUUGAUAGCCACCUCGCAGAAUCUCACGAUGCUGUUGGUCGGCAGAUGUCUCACAGGAUCAGCUCUCGCCAUGGGUCCGAGUCCUGCCGUUGUCUACGUCACAGAAGUGGCCAGAGCUGAUCUCCGAGGAGCACUCAUCUGCAUGGGACCUACCCUGACCUCUUUUGGUAUGGUGAUCAUCUACACGAUGGGAGCGUUCUUACACUGGCGCACGGUGGCGUGGUUGUCCAUAGCAUUCUGUAUAUGUCCCUUGCUGUUCAUGACCCUCUGGUCGCCAGAGAGCCCGGUCUGGCUCAUCUCCAAGGGCAGGACCAAGGAUGCCCUUAAGUCCCUCACCUACCUCUCUCGCAGAGACAAAAAGAAUCAAGCAGGGGUAGCAGAGCAGCAACUUGCUGAGCUGCUGAAGGAACACAAUGCAAAGAAGGGUCAGACCAUUCAGCAGGGUUCCUCCAUCACCAGGCUGCUCAAAGCUCUCAUCAGACCCAAUGGAUAUAAGCCCUUCCUGCUCCUCAUCUUCAUUUACUUCUUCCAGCAGUUCUCUGGAAUCUACAUCACCAUCUUCUAUGCCGUCUCGUUCUUUAAGGAUGUGGGAGCAGCUAUAGAUCCAUACGUGAGCACAGUUGCCAUCGGAGUGGUGCGGAUGGUGAUUGGACUGCUGACAUCAUUCCUGCUGCGCAGUUUCGGCCGUCGUCCACUCUACAUGGUGAGCGGUGCCGGGAUGGCAGCAUCCAUGUUUAUUUGCGGUUACAUCACCAGAGAAGUGGCAGCAGGUAACAUGGAGAAAAGCUAUGUGCCGGUUAUCUGUGUGCUGAUCUACAUGACUCUGGGUGUCACGGGGCUGAUGAGCAUACCCUGGACCAUGACCGCCGAGCUGUACCCUCUGGAGAUACGCGGAAUGGCACAGGGACUCACCAUCUCACUGGCUCAUGUCAUCAUGUUCUCCGCUCUCAAGAUCUACCCGUUCCUGGAGCAGAUGUUGGGCGGUGUGUACGCGGUGCACUGGCUCUUUGCGUCCGCCUCCCUCGGCUCCGUCAUCUUCAUCUUCAUCUUCCUGCCUGAGACGCACAAGAAACUGCUCACAGACAUCCAGGACUACUUCUUGCGCAACACCAUCUACAUCCUGAGCAAGGAUAAGCCACGGGAGGUGAAGACGGAACCAGAAACUGGAACCGAGUUGAAGAAAAUCAACGAGAAGGAAAUGGUUUGAAGGUGCCUUUUAUGAUCUGCCUUUGAAAAUGAUAUUCUAAUGUUAAUCAAACAUGUGACCUUUACGUGAGAAUUUAGAUGAAACAUGGACAGGAGUAAUGAAUUAAUUUUUUAAGUACAAGGACUACUUAAACAAGAACUUUUAUUUACUUUAUGAUCGUUUCAAUCAUUGUAUGUCUCUCAAAUAAUGUAAUUUAUAACAUUUGUUUCCUUUGAAGAUAUUUAGUUUUUUAAGAUUUUCUUUUAUAUGUACAUACUUUAUUACUAUUACCAUUUGUAAAUAGCACACUGCGUUUUGUUCAUUUGUAAAGAUUAUAUGUGAUUAAAAAUAUAUUCCUUUAACUGUAAUACAUAUAUUGCUUAUGUUGGCAGUAUUUAUGAAGUGGCUUAGCUGUCUUGCUCUUUUUAUAAAUCAUUCUUAAAAUGGCCUCAGGUAACUUAUACAAUGAUGACUUAACCAUUAUCAUCCAUAUAUUUUUAUAAUUAAUAUUUUAAUUUUAUAAUAUUGUAAAUAAUAUUUUUUUAUAUUAUUCCCAGCAAUGUCCAUGUAACUACUUAAGUACUAAAGUACAAAAUUUACCAAGUACUGAAUUAUAUUUGAUAAGUAGGCAUUAAAGAGAGAUUAGUUCUCUUUUUUUUGAACAACUUUUUCAGUAUAACCGGUGCUAAACUUAUUUUUUAUGAAUGUGUGUUUAAAUAAAGACAGAAGUUAUUGUUAA